Durotheca rogersii is the source of this 1872-nucleotide messenger RNA. RefSeq names its product glycosyltransferase family 90 protein. The coding region runs from base 1 to 1872 and encodes 623 amino acids. The record is from RefSeq and is a predicted model, not a curated record. The transcript has a single exon. NCBI's taxonomy places the organism in Eukaryota, Fungi, Ascomycota, Sordariomycetes, Xylariales, Xylariaceae.
AUGCUAGGCCCUCAGCGCAUUCGCGACUGGGUGACUAACCUGCCAGACAGUCGCAUACGCUUCUUGAGGUGGCAAUCGAUCCUCGGGUACGCUGUCAUCACAUUUGUCAUCUCCCUGGCCCUCUCCGGUAUUUUCCUCUUUAGUCGUCCCGAGGGGUUCCUCCGCGGCCAUGGUUCUUCGAAUUACUUCGAGUACUUUUGGAAUCAGACGGCAGACCAUCCCAUAGAUCAACUGAUUCGCGAUGCCUAUGCCGACCAUCAGAAGCUGCUCAGCCAACAGAGCUUCGACCUUCCUGUUGCCGCCGCACGGUAUCGCGCCCGCCGAGGUCGCCACCCCCCACCGGGCUUCGAGGCAUGGUUCCGAUACGCGAUAGAACACGACGCGAUCGUCGUCGAGUCUUUCUUUGACCGCAUAUACGCUGACGUUGCCCCGUUCUGGGGUCUCGAACCUCGGACGACUGCCGAGAGAGCCUCCACGUGGGACUAUGUCGUUCGUGUCCGAGGCGGUAUCGCCACUGGUGUGGGCAAUACGGCUGGUAAAGUCCCGUGGCUGCAGCUUUGGACCGCCCUGGUCGCCGAGGCCGCGCCGUGGUUGCCGGAUGUCGAUAUGCCCAUCAACGAUAUGGAUGAGUCGCGCGUAAUCGUACCAUGGGAGGAUAUAACGAGCCUCGUUCAACGGGAGCUGUCCGCUCGUUUCGUUGCACCGGUCGAUGAGGUCAUAACAGAAUAUUCGGGCCUGGCCGCGACCGACGCUAAGCCCGACGGCUUUGAGCCCUACCGUCCGCAGUGGCAUAGGGGGAGCUAUUGGGAUCUUGCGCGUGUGGGAUGCCCCCCCGAUUCCCCCGCUCGCAACGCAGCAGCGAUUGAAAACUUCGAGGAGCGACCAGUGUUCCCGCAGGAAUGGAACCCGACGUAUUCGUACGAAGGAUACGUUCGUAACUUCACCGCGGUAAUGGACCCGUGCCUCCAGCCACAUCUGCGCGGCCUGCAUGGAACUUUCAUCGAACCCCUAAGCAUGUCGACUAGUAAGGAGCUGGUCCCUUUGUUCGGCGGGUGUAAACUCUCGGUGAAUAACGAGAUGCUCAUCCCGGGCGCCAUGUAUCUGACAGAGGACCCCAUCUACUCGGGUGGGGACACGCAUGGCCCGUCUUGGAGUCAGAAGCUCGACGGCAUCGUGUGGCGCGGCGUGGCGUCUGGCGGCCGCAACAAAAAGGAAAACUGGACCCAUUUCCAGCGGCACCGCCUCAUCGAGAUGCUGAACGGGACGGCCGUGUCCGCGAUGGAGGCCAACGGCGCGCCUCUGAUGACCUUUGAGAUGCCGCCGAUCCCCAAGUACGACUUUCCGCGACGGCGGGAGGGGACCGUGGGUGCCUGGCUAGAGAGGUUCGCGGAUGCGGGAUUUGUUGAUCUCCUCUGCUUCCCCGCUGAUUCCAACUGCACCUACAUCCAGCCAUACUUCUCCAAAGUGGCAGGCGUCCCUAUGAAGGAUCAAUACGCGUAUAAGUUCAUGCCCGAUGUCGACGGCAACAGCUUUAGCGCUAGAUUCAGGGGCUUCCUCCUGUCGACCUCGCUGCCUAUCAAGGCCACCAUAUACGCGGAAUGGCACGACGAUCGCUUAAUGCCGUGGCUGCACUUUGCUCCCAUGGAUAACACCUUUCAGGAUUUGUACUCCAUUCUUGAUUAUUUCACCAGAGAUAAGAGAGGCGAUAUGUCGGCGCGAUUCAUCGCUGACGAAGGCCGGUCGUGGGGCGCCAAGGUGCUCAGGAGAGAAGACAUGUUGCUCUAUGUCUGGAGACUGCUCUUAGAGUUUGCACGUGUAUGCGACGAGAAACGGGAAAUGCUGGGCUUUGUGGAUGAUUUGAAGCGAGUCUAA